AUGAACGGGGAGGUGGUGCAGAAGUUGAUCAGGGUGGCGUUGAUGAUGAGAGAUAACGGGAAGACGGCCGGGGAAAUCGGGAACGAGAAAAUGAACGGGUUGUGGCAGCCUUGGCUCGACGAAGACGAUCCCACGAAACCGUACACCAAGCACACGCCGAAAUGGAAGCGCGACCGGCGCCCGAGACCGCCCGACUACCCUCGCAAAACCUCCGAUCCCAAGUACCCCGAGCAACGUCUAUCGGGCGAGUCGUCGCCGUCGCCGCCGGCGUCGGCGUCGCCCGACGUCCCGACGUCCGUCGACGCGCCGCUCGACAUGAGCGUCAGGCAACGCGGGCUGCCGCCCUCGUACGCCCAGACCAUCAGCAAUCCCGGCUACAGGUCCAAUUACAGGCCGUCGGUCAUACACAACGGCGCGCCCAAAGACGAGCUGCCUUCAGGCAUAUCGAUGUGCGAUCCCAUAAUCGACGAGCACUUUAGGCGAUCGUUGGGCAACGACUACCACAUCGUGUUCCAGAACAACAAUUCCUCCAAAGAGGCGUCGGUGACGCCGCCCAAAUCGCCGCCGCCUGCGCCGCCCACCGUCCCCGCGCCGGCGCCGGCGCCGGUCAAAACCACCAGCAGUGUUAUCGAAUUAAUGGACGGCACCGGUUUGUCGGUGGACGAUCAUUUCGCCAAAGCGCUGGGCGAUACGUGGACGAAGCUCAAUCGAAAGGACGCCGAUAGGCAGAAUGCCAGCGAAAACGGAUUAGUUUCUACUUAA
Messenger RNA from Phyllotreta striolata, 762 nucleotides. The record is from the annotation of a GenBank genome assembly. Lineage: Eukaryota; Metazoa; Arthropoda; Insecta; Coleoptera; Chrysomelidae.